Messenger RNA from Penicillium concentricum, 525 nucleotides. RefSeq lists its product as uncharacterized. NCBI's taxonomy places the organism in Eukaryota, Fungi, Ascomycota, Eurotiomycetes, Eurotiales, Aspergillaceae. The transcript has 2 exons. The record is from RefSeq and is a predicted model, not a curated record. Bases 1 to 525 code for a protein of 174 amino acids.
AUGGUUUCCGUAUCAGAUCCUAUUAUUGUCGUCGGCGUCGGCGCUGGCCUCUCGGUAGCACUACAUCUUGCUCUACGAGGCUACACAAAUGUCUCAGUGUUUGCAAAAGAUGUCUAUCGCGCAGCACAAGAUGCAGGCGUGAAAAUUUUCCUGGGACAACAAGUCGAUCAAAUAGCCUACGUGAGCACAUUGACUGGGAAAAAGAAUGCCGGUAUCCGCACAAGGAAUGGAUUCCAUCCCUCCUCGCUCGUUAUUAUCGAAGCCGGGGCUCGGGAUAAUGCAUCCGAAAUUGGCCAGUUGCAUGGCCCCAACUCCUUGGCCAUACCCCUCUCUUCUUAUACCAACACCAACUCGAAGUCCCUUGUCGAAUACGUCCCGCAAACGUCUUCUUCGGUUAUACUGCUGUCGAGAAAUUCGGUACAAACCUCCCAGAUAUCUUUGGUGGGACCGAUGGUCCUAGAUCUCUUGGCGGCAACGAGUGGUCAACAGUCGGAGAAUUCAUCUCAACCCUUGUCUAAGCUGUGA